AUGACGUCAUCAGCCUGCGACACGGCUUCUCCGCGGUGCAGCAGCAUGAUGGAGGUCUGCGAGGCUUCAAGCGUUUCUCUCAGAGAGUUUGGAUGUGAACAGAGUUUACUGUCUCGACCUGACGGCUCGUCGUCCUUCGUACAAGGUGACACAAGCGUGAUGGCGGGAGUGUACGGACCAGCAGAGGUUAAAGUCAGCAAGGAAAUCUAUGACCGGGCAACUCUUGAGGUGUUGGUACAGCCCAAAGUGGGACUGCCAAGUGUACGAGAGCGAUCACAAGAGCAGUGUGUGCGGGAGACCUGCGAAGCGUCGCUGCUCUUGUCUCUUCAUCCCCGCUCGGCGCUCACUCUCGUUCUUCAAGUGUUGCACGAUGACGGUUCGCUCUUGUCCUGCUGUUUGAAUGCUGCCUGCAUGGCUCUUAUGGAUGCAGGGCUGCCCAUGAGUUGCCUCUUCUGUGGAGUUACCUGUGCCAUCAACACAGAGGGGGAAAUCAUCACAGACCCCACUGCAGCUCAGGAGAAGGAAAGUCGAGCUUUGAUGACUUUUGCGAUCGACAGCACCGAGCGCAGAGUCAUGAUGUCUUCAACGAAAGGAUCAUUUUCAGUUCAUGAGCUGCAGCAGUGUAUAGCAGUGAGUCAGGAAGCAUCAGAGAAGAUCUUCCAGUUCUACAGAGACUCUGUCAAGAGACGAUACUCCAAAACCCCCUGAUGAAGAAGCAGGUUCCUUUUUUAAAUCCUUUUUUUUUUUAUUUUGUACAAAAGACAAAACAUACCAAUACUUUGAUUGUAAUAAAAUAUUUAGAAACCACUUCAGGCUGCUGUGCCGUGGAUGUGAUCGUCUGGCUGCGACACCAGAUUUGAGUCGAGUGCGAAAUGAAAAGAGGAAAGACGAGUGUCAAACAAGUGCAUUUAUUGGGAUUCACUGAUUUUCCUUCACUUUAAUAUUUACAUGUAAUACAAGGAUGUGACCUGGGAAAGAACCGAAUAUUUCUUAUACUAAUAAAUCCCUUUUUGCUGCAACCAUUGACCUUUAUCGA
Messenger RNA from Stegastes partitus (bicolor damselfish), 1036 nucleotides. RefSeq names its product exosome component 5 (gene exosc5). Gene Ontology annotation, molecular function: RNA binding. Gene Ontology annotation, cellular component: cytoplasmic exosome (RNase complex); nucleolus; nuclear exosome (RNase complex). The record is from RefSeq and is a predicted model, not a curated record. NCBI's taxonomy places the organism in Eukaryota, Metazoa, Chordata, Actinopteri, Pomacentridae. Gene Ontology annotation, biological process: poly(A)-dependent snoRNA 3'-end processing; U4 snRNA 3'-end processing; nuclear mRNA surveillance.